This is a messenger RNA of Mya arenaria, 2504 nucleotides long. RefSeq lists its product as uncharacterized. Bases 296 to 1879 code for a protein of 527 amino acids. The record is from RefSeq and is a predicted model, not a curated record. The transcript is spliced from 10 exons. Lineage: Eukaryota; Metazoa; Mollusca; Bivalvia; Myida; Myidae.
AUUGCGUGACCAGUACACACUGUGGAAUGUUUACAAUAGUUUUCGGCGAUCUUCUUUAAGUAAUUCAUCUGUAUGUGCAGCCAAUAAGCCCGUAACCUUCUAUUAAAGCACUUGCUUUAAGUUGAACGCGAUACCCCGAAAAAGGAAAGGCAAGUACUCCGCUGUAAAUCUGGAUUAACGCUUUUAACGUGACCUGCUUGGAUUAUUAAGAGAAGGGCGAGGCUUAUUCCUCAAUUUAGUUGAGGGGGCACCACAAUCCUCUACAUCAAAGUUGCGUUCGGCGCGUUAAUCGAGGAUGGAUAACCGAGGGUUUGCGGCGGACUGGUACGGGCGAUCCAUGCCGCCCCCACCCCAGCCCGGGUACGAGUAUAGCCGUCGUCCGGAGAGAGAUGAUCGCUACAAUAAGAGACGCAGGGAGUCGAGCAGUUCGAGCAGCUCUGACUCUCGGGCGCGAUGGAGUGUGGAGAUUCCACCAGACGGUGGGAUGUGGGCCUGGGUAGUGGUGCUCGCAGCCGCCCUCCUCCAUGUAUGCAGCGAGCUUGUAUACUUUGUCUUCUAUGACACUAUCGUGAUCAACAAGUACCGGAACCUGCGCCUCGCAGGACUCGGCAAAACACCCACGGACUUCUACGGCGAGUUCAUGGUGUUCGAGAAUGUGAGAUUCACCGGAGAGAUUGUGGCGGCAUUUUUCUCCGUGUUCAUCGGUUACAGGGUGGUGGCGGCGGCGGGGGCCUUCUGUGUGCUGGGAGGCUUCCUGGGCGCCUCGUUCGUCGCGCCUAGUGAAGAGAUAGAACUCGUGGGGUUCCUCGUCGGCUUCCUCGGUGGUAUUGGCGUGUCAUUCUGGCGGUUCGCAGCUUAUGUCGCUGUGAUGGAGUACUUCCGGCGUCACAGGAUGGCCGCAAUCAUCCUGUCAGGAAUGGGACGCGUCGUCGGCAUCUUCGCCGGUUAUGGCAUUCUUGCGCGUCCAUUGGAACAACUCUGGCCUGAUAGCGACGCCACGGAGACUGACAUCACAGAUAUGACGUCAUGGAAGGUGUACUACCGGUGUCAAUGCGCCAUGGCAGGUGUGGCAUUUGUGGCGGCGCUAUUUAUCCGUCCGUUGUCCCUUGCAACCGCAAGACGCGGGGAUGGCUGUGAGGUGUUCCUCCGGGUCCGCGACACACGCGUAUGCCGGGGAGGGAUGCUUAUAUUCCUUCUCUUCGUCUAUUUCAUCUACUACUUCGGGGAGUCCCUGCCUGCCACGGAGCUUGUAGACUGGCUGUUUAAGGAGGGCUUCUCCGGGGAACACACGCUCGGCAUACUGUUCGCACUCGCCAGUGGCGUUCUUCUCGGAUACCUUCUCCUCAUCUUCUGGCCCAAGAAGAAGAAGUUUUACGACACGAUGUUAUGGCUUGGACUGCUGUGCCUGCUGAUGGGGCUGCUCACCCUUCAACUUCCGGUGUUCACGGCACCCUACACCUCCUAUCUCUGCACAUACACGAUCGUGUUCGCCGCCUCACAAGUGAUGUUCGAGUCAAUUCUGCGGUAUGUGAUUCCUAUCGCGUUCGGGAGACAGUACAUCCGGUGGGUGGAGGGACUGCUUGGGCUGGCUGCAGGGGGUGCCACCAUCGCAAACAACUUCAUAGCCAAGGAGUUACGUAAGAAGGAUGGGGGCGUGGACAACGUGUACUAUUUCGCGGGCGCCGCUUUUCUGGCGGCUGGGGUUUUGGCCGUCGUCACCAUGCAAAUCAUCUUAUGCUUCAAGUUUAAAGACCGGAACCACGAAAAGGAGUCGGUAGAGCCUGUUAUCCAGGAAAUGAGCCGAAAUGAGGAGCUGCGGGCAAGCAGACGCGACCCCUCCCCCGCCAAGAACUACUUGGGAUACUCGUACCGUGCAUAAACAACGGCGAACUUAUAAGUGGGUGUCUGUGGUCGACACAACUACGGGCAAGAUGUUAGCUGGGACCAAUACCAAUGCCAUAUACAUGUAUAUCUAGAUGUCACAGUUGUACACAGUGUGUAAGCAAUGUCGUUUGUGGGCGUUGCAGAUAUGACAAGACUAAGGAUGGUAUUUUAGCGUAUGCCGUGCUCUAUGCGGCAACAAUUUAUUAAAUUAUAUUUCGAUGUGUUUCAGCUUGUGCGACCUUUUGCUGCCAAAUUAUAGCAUUUAAAUAUUUACUUUUAAGUAUUAUAUAUUUGUACACUUUCUCAUGACAUGUACAUAUUCGCUAUCACGGUAUAUGGGAGAUAUUAUGUUCGUAUAUGUAACAUUCAAUUGACACCUUUGUUCACCCGUCCAAUUAAAGUAGGACCAUUUUACGUUUGAGAGCUGUUCAAAUAUUUGAAGGCGGAUUAUUUGCUAUUGUCAACUGGAUUGAAACUACAGAGUUUGUAUUUAGUUAUUGGAUAGCAUUAUCACUAUUUGUAUUUUGUAAUGUACCUUUUUACAUGUUCUAUAAAAAAUUGUCCUGCAAUGUAUCAUGUACUCGAACAUUUAAACAAUGUAAAUAAAACUGAAAAACAAA